GCAGUAGAAUGGAAUGUCCUGAGAAAGUUUUUAGUGGAUACCCAGGACCUGCCCCGCGACGCUUUGCCCCAUACAAGCUAGUCGGGUAACAUGCAUGGUGGGCCACUUAUGCAUCUUUCAUAUGGGGCGUAAUCCGUACUGACGCACUAACUAUGCAUGUUUGUACUAUGUAUGUAUUUAUGCAGGUAGCAUAAGUUGAACCCCCCCAGCCCAAGCGGAUCGGAUUAACGACGCCAAAAUUAUCGAAGGCAAGCGCAUCUCAAUUGCAUUAGGACUGGGGAUAGCUUCAGCUCCUGUUACUCAGCCGAACCAGCACAUAUCGCCCACGAUGCCCCCCAGGAUACCCAUGCUGAGCGCCGUAGGGCCGGCGCGGACAUUCGUCAAGUCGCAGAUCUGCCAAUUCUCCAAGACGGCUACAUCACAAGCCCUCCGAGAUGUCGGCACCUCGAGGCCCCCGGCCUCCUCGGCUUCCACCCUGCUAGACCUCGACGCCUCGCCGGCCAGGGCCCCCCGGAACAAGACAGCCAUGGCCCAGGCCAUAUUCAACCGCCUGCGGUCACCGCAACGGCGCACGCCCGAGGGCGAGGAGCUGAAGGUGGAGACGGAGCUGCGCGGCAAGAACCUGGCGGACGACUACAUGCGGCAGGCGCCGCGGCGCUGGAACCUAGGCGACGUGUACGCGCCGCACGACCUGAGCGCCGUGGAGAUGAAGAAGUGGCGCAAGAUCACCACGGUCGAGCGGGACCUGGUGGACCUGCUGGGCCUGAGCCCGCUGGACAUGUACCGCAACUUCUCCUUCAUCUCCGAGUACACCACCCCCCAUGGCCGCAUCAAGAGGGCCGACCAGACCGGCCUGCGCCCCGUCAACCAGCGCAAGGUGGCAAAGGCCAUCCGGAGGUCCAUCGGUCUGGGCCUGCACCCGAGCGUACACAGACACCCGGAGCUGUUGAAGAGGGAGAGGCGCCAGGUCGGACAACAGAAUGCGCCCACGGGCAGGAUUGGUAACCACUACGCUAUUUAAAAAAAAAAAACACCAAUCUAGGCAUAUCGAGGGUAGAGAGCUUUGAUGGACACAGGCAAUUUGUACAACAGCUUCGCUUUGGUUUGGUUUUGUACAGAUAGAUAUACACCACAUCCCGUGUAUAGGUUGCUCUUAGGUAUUUGUACAUAUACAAAUGAUAUAAAACACACUACGCCUUCCACGGGCGCGUCAUCACGAAUGUCCGGAAUCCUUCCGCAUCCCGCCUCCUGCGCUUCUUUUCCAGCUGACUCCAUACGUGGGGGAACCACUCUUUCGACCAUGCUUCGAAGUCAUCCUUGAACUCGUCGUUUGGUAAUGCAUUGUAGACGGCGGCGAGGCUACAUCACCAGUCAUUAGUAUCAAUAAUUCACCAAAGACAGCAAGCAACUUGGCAAACUUACGUCGAGAUAUCAGGCCGUUGCCC
This is a messenger RNA of Truncatella angustata, 1445 nucleotides long. RefSeq lists its product as uncharacterized. The transcript has 2 exons. Gene Ontology annotation, cellular component: ribosome; mitochondrial small ribosomal subunit. Gene Ontology annotation, biological process: mitochondrial translation. Bases 329 to 1021 code for a protein of 230 amino acids. The record is from RefSeq and is a predicted model, not a curated record. Lineage: Eukaryota; Fungi; Ascomycota; Sordariomycetes; Amphisphaeriales; Sporocadaceae. Gene Ontology annotation, molecular function: small ribosomal subunit rRNA binding; structural constituent of ribosome.